ACUCGUGUACGGUUGAGCAAGAGACGCAAGUUAAACCCAUCCGGUUCAUUUGCCACCGGCGGUGGCACCGGUGGUCUUCCUGCACCAAAAACUCGUUUGAUUGUGCAUCACCGCGACUUCACAGAUGAUGAAUUAAAAGCACAAACAGACCGGCUCUAUAUGCUUGAGCAUGAUGUUGAAGGUGACGAAGAUGAGGACGAGGAAGAAGGGGAAGACGGUACCGAGGCUGGUGGUGCAGAAGGAGAAGCAGAUGCUGAACACGAAGGUGACGCAGAAGAACAAGCAGAAGAAGUAGAAGAAGCCGAAAGUCCACCACCCAAAGGCACCAAACCCAGUCGCACGCAGACGACUGAAAGCGAAGACGAUCUGUCUGACGAUGAUGAUGAAGAAGAGGUCGCUGAAGACGAUUCAGAUGGCUCAGAGCAGGCGCGUAAUCGAAAACAUACUACACGUCGUAGCCAACCAGCUCCACGGGCAUCCACCUCUCAGAUAUACCAAUCAGACGAUGGGGACGAUUUGAGCGAUCUUAGCGAUUGA
Echinostoma caproni is the source of this 537-nucleotide messenger RNA. The record is from the annotation of a GenBank genome assembly. Lineage: Eukaryota; Metazoa; Platyhelminthes; Trematoda; Plagiorchiida; Echinostomatidae.